This is a messenger RNA of Macadamia integrifolia, 705 nucleotides long. Its product is annotated as probable carboxylesterase SOBER1-like. Gene Ontology annotation, biological process: protein depalmitoylation. The record is from RefSeq and is a predicted model, not a curated record. Gene Ontology annotation, cellular component: cytoplasm. Gene Ontology annotation, molecular function: palmitoyl-(protein) hydrolase activity; carboxylic ester hydrolase activity. Lineage: Eukaryota; Viridiplantae; Streptophyta; Magnoliopsida; Proteales; Proteaceae.
GAAUCUCCAAAAGAUGAAGAUGGAUUGCUUAAAGCAGUUCAAAAUGUACAUGCAAUGAUAGACAAGGAGGUAGCUGCUGGCACAAAUUCUGAGAACAUUUUCAUAUGUGGAUUUAGUCAAGGAGGUGCCUUGACCUUAGCGAGUACAUUGCUGUACCCAAAAACUCUAGGUGGAGGUGCAGUCUUUAGUGGAUGGGUUCCUUUUAAUACAUCUGUGUUAGGGCAGAUUCCACCAGAAGCAAAGAAGACUCCUAUUUUGUGGUCCCAUGGUAUCGCCGACAAUACAGUGUUAUUUGAAGCUGGGCAAGCAGGUCCUCCAUUAUUGGAACAAGCUGGGAUAACCUGCGAGUUUAAGGCUUACCCAGGUCUUGGUCAUUCAAUAAGCAACGAAGAACUGCGAUACCUUGAAUCAUGGAUCAAGACACGUCUGCAGAGUUCUUCAUAAAGAUUGGUCAUCACUCGGAAACUGCCAUCUGCUUAUUGAUCCUGGGUCUCGAGUGUUUGAUUCCUAUGCAUAGCAUCAAUUUUGUGACAUACACCAAGAUAAUGCCUUAUCAUUGACGAAGGUAGCUUUCACUUAUUGCGACAGAGUAACCUGAUUUUUUUUUUUUUUUUUUUUUUGUUGUCACAGUUUUUCUCUAUUGGAUGUAGCAUUGUGUUCUAUUAUUCUCGAGAUAUCAAAGAAGUAAAGAAGAAAAUUCAGCUA